GAGCGUCUUAGUACCAAAGCGACAAUUGCCCGGUAAAACCGUCCUGGGGUAUCAUCUCAAAUCACCUCCCGGGAGCUGGUCAGGUGCACAGCAUCAUACAACAAGUGCGUGUGUGUCCAUCAGUGGCGUGGAAAAAAUUAGAAGUUCAUAUUUGAUGUACAAUACCGCGUAAAUUCAAUACCUACAGAAAGGCGAAACGAAACUUGUGAACGCAAGUGCUAUGAAGUGAAAACUGAUCUUGCACAGCAGUUGCGAGAACAAAGUUGUGAGAAGCUAUAUAGUCUACCAAAGUGCUAAGGGCAGAUUGGGUCUGACAAUAGCCGGACACCCUUGGAUGGACUGAAAGUGAAACUUGAAUUCCUGCAGCCAACGAGAUCAGUGUGACAAUGAAUUGUGUAGCGCUGAUAAUUUUGGCACUAGCUGUAUUAGCUAAUGCCGAGAAGUUCGAUGGAUAUUUCUACCCAAAACCAAGCUGUGCACUUCAAGAAGCUCAAACAGUGUACAUAACCCAAACUGUCACAGAUUAUCAAGUACAAACGCAAACCCUACCAGGAGGAAUCCAGCAAGAUGAAAGAGUUGUGACGCAAUAUUCAUCCAUCUAUGUCACUUCUACGUUUACUGAAACCGCUCCGGUGUAUCAGACCGUGACUCACACAAAUACAUUCACAGUUCCAGCUCAAAUACAACCAGGACAAACGAUCUACCAGACGGUUACUUUACCACCAAUAGUUUCUACUUAUGUUUCAACUCAAAUUCAGGCUACCCCAGUAUACCAAACAGUACGAGACACCACUACUGUAACGUUGCCACCCCAGGUCCUUCCAGCAAAAACUAUCACUACAACUAUACAACAACCACCAAUCAUCAGUACUUCGACGUUAGUAAGAACUGAAAACGUACCGGUUGUUUCCACCAUAAGAGAUACCACUACUGUAGUUGCCCCAGCAGUGACCCUUCCUCCACAAAUUAUAUAUUCCACAAUUCAACAGCCUGCUCAAUACAUUACUACGACUUCGUACUAUACAACGACCUCCCCUGUAGUACAAACAGUCCAAACUACGAUUACUGCAGCUCCGAUAACUCUGCCGGGACAAACCAUCUAUACCACCGUUACCCAACCUCCUCAAGUAAUCUACUCUACGGUUAACCAGCCCGUGCCGACUCCUGUCUUUCAAACAGUCACGGAAUACAAAACCGUUCAAGCACCUGGCCAAGGACCUGUAUACCAAACAAUCUACAGCACCGUUAGCUUGCCAGGUCAAGUGCAAACCGUCAACAACGUAUUGACAAUGACUCUUCGCGAUGUCCAGUACAUAACUCAAACGGUGACCCAAACUCUGCCUGGUAUUCAGCACGAUGCUCAAACCGUAUACUCAACCGUUCAACUGCCAGCGGUUACGCAAACCUACUGUGGACCGCAGAAUACGUAUCUUCCGGCUGCACACGACAACGCCAUUGGCCGGGCAGGUUUCGGAGGCUUCAGCCCACGAUUCAAUAGGUUCUUUUAACAAAACAAAUCUAGAAAAAAAUAUGUUUUUAAGCGACACCUUUCAAAAAGUUAACAGUAAUGAUCGGAAAGUUCAGCGGGAACGGUAAUAGUGUAAAUACCUACUUAUGUGCAAUUUUGCAGGAUGCCAUAAAAUGUGAAUAAAUUUAGCGAAUCGACCAUUAAA
This is a messenger RNA of Aedes aegypti (yellow fever mosquito), 1673 nucleotides long. Its product is annotated as mucin-5AC. The transcript has 2 exons. The record is from RefSeq and is a predicted model, not a curated record. NCBI's taxonomy places the organism in Eukaryota, Metazoa, Arthropoda, Insecta, Diptera, Culicidae. The coding region runs from base 387 to 1508 and encodes 373 amino acids.